Messenger RNA from Orcinus orca (killer whale), 653 nucleotides. It is a transcript of the gene DEFB125, whose product is annotated as defensin beta 125. The transcript has 2 exons. The record is from RefSeq and is a predicted model, not a curated record. Gene Ontology annotation, biological process: innate immune response. Lineage: Eukaryota; Metazoa; Chordata; Mammalia; Artiodactyla; Delphinidae. Bases 27 to 485 code for a protein of 152 amino acids. Gene Ontology annotation, cellular component: extracellular region.
ACAGGGCUCCCUCUCUCCCAGAAGCCAUGAAUCUCCUGAUGCUGACCUUCGUGAUAUGUGGGUUACUAAAUCUGGUGACCAAAGCUGGCUGGUUUGUUGAAAGAUGCUGGAAGAAUGGUGUAGGACACUGCAGAAAACGAUGUUUACAUCUCGAAAGGUACAAACUUCUUUGUAUGAACAAGCUGUCAUGCUGCAUUCCCCUAAGCAGUGACGAUUCUUACACUCCAUGGCCAAUACGUCCCACAUUCGGUGAAGAUGUAACUUUUGGAUUUGGUACUCACGAUGGCUUUCCUUUUUCUCCCGUACCUGGGUUUGAUGAUGAGGUAACAAUUAAAACAACUAAGACUCAAGAAACCACAGUAACUGGGACGACUGCUUCCGAGAGAGAUUCUACCCAGACUUUGACAACUAUUCCUCAGAGCGUUGAGGGUACAACAUUUUCUCAUGAGCCUGAGACAGCAGAUCUAUAUAAGCAUUGGGACUAAUAUCCAGGGAGCCAAUUCUACAGAUGUUAUUUCACCGGGGACAGUUCAAUUGAGAAUUGGAUGACAUAGAGGUGGACAUAAUGCUACUGCCAAGGCAAGAACUGAGAGAGUUACCUCACAAUUAGAAAUGUAUAAAGAGAAGUGUAUAGAAGAUAUAGGGAUUCUUUA